ACACAGAAAGGCUUGUGAGUCGAAGGCAGGACAGUCUCUCUGGUUUUCCUGCUGUUUGUUGUCAGAUCAUGGGAUAGGAAUGACAGUCUUCUCUCAAUGGUUUCUGCUCAGAUUUGGAAUAUGAUCGUGGAGCUCUCUGUGCACUUUUCCACUCAUCUUCCCACAGGAUUACCACAGGAAUAGUGUGCAUGUGCUUGAGUGUGUAUAUGUCCAGCACUAUGUCUGCUUCUGAUGGUGUUCAGUCUGGCAGCAGAAGCAGAUCACCAUGAGAGGGGGUCACCAGCGAGGCUGUGGGUGUCAGCACCUGUUCAGAAAACUACUCCGCAAAUGUGACUGCUGCUUUGUCAGAGGCAGAGCAGAGUCGUAUUCAGUGGCAGGCAGUGAAGGCAGUAUUGCCCCAUCCAUGGGAUCUGUGCCUCACCAGGCCUCAGGCAGCACCAGCCCCUGCUCACAGUCCUCGUCUGGGGGUUCACGGCAUCCUGUCAGUGCCCUGAAGAAAUGGCUCACCAAUCCCGUCCGGAAGCUGAACUCUGAUGCCAGAGGUGGAGCAGGGAAAGCCGAGAAGCAGAUGUUCAGGUCAGACGGAAGCCAACCAACAUUGCUUCUUUCCCACAGUGAGGCUCAGCAAAGCUCUCUAGAAAUGAGCGAAAACUACACUAUCCUGUCUUCUGGAAACAUGGACAGGAAAGAUGGUCACUUGAGUCCCACAGCGCUGUCUCCUACCCUGUCAUCCCAUCAGAGCUACUUAUGUGACCAACUGCAUAGCAGAGUCCCAUCUAGUCCAAGUCAGAAGCCUGGCAUCAACACUCUGCAAGGAGAGGACAGCUGUGGUGUGGCUGAAGACUCGGCCAGCCAGUGCUCGGUUACAGUGGACAGCGAGGAAGAGAGAAACAUUGCCUUAGAGAAGAGCUUAUAUGUGCUGACAGAGCUGAUAGAAACAGAAAGAUUGUAUGUUGAAGAUCUUGGACUCAUAGUUCAGGGCUACAUGACCAUGAUGGCCAAUCAGGGAGUUCCAGAGGACAUGCGAGGGAAGGACAGGAUUGUGUUUGGAAACAUCCACCAGAUCUACGACUGGCAUAAGGACUAUUUCCUGGGAGAGCUGGAGAAAUGUGUGGGUGAUCCAGACAGUCUGGCCCAGCUCUUCAUCAAACACGAACGACGUCUCCACAUGUACGUGGUUUACUGCCAGAACAAGCCCAAGUCAGAGCACAUUGUCUCCGAGUACAUUGAGACAUAUUUUGAGGAUCUCAGGCAGCAGAUGGGUCACAGGCUGCAGCUCAAUGAUCUCCUGAUCAAACCUGUUCAGAGGAUCAUGAAGUAUCAGCUGCUGUUAAAGGACUUCUUGAAAUACUAUAACAAAGCUGGGAGGGAUGUCGAAGAGCUACAGAGGGCGGUGGAAGUGAUGUGUUUCGUGCCAAAACGCUGUAAUGAUAUGAUGAAUGUGGGAAGGCUCCAAGGUUUUGAGGGGAAAAUCACAGCUCAGGGGAAGCUGCUUCAGCAGGAUACUUUCUCUGUCAGCGAGCAGGAAGGUGGCCUCCUGUCCAGAGCAAGGGAGAGGCGUGUCUUCCUGUUUGAGCAGCUGGUCAUCUUUAGUGAGCCAAUUGAUAAGAAAAAAGGGUUCUUAUUGCCUGGGUACACCUUUAAAAAUAGCAUUAAGGUCAGCUGCUUGGGUGUGGAGGAACCCUCUGAGGAGGAUCCAUGCUGUCUAGUGCUGACCUCCCGGGGGACUGACAGCAGCAUAACACGCUUCAUCAUGCAUGCAUCAUCUCCUGAAAUACAGCAAGCUUGGUUCGAUGAUGUGGUCCAGAUCUUAGAGACUCAGAGGAACUUCCUAAAUGCCCUUCAGUCCCCAAUAGAGUACCAGCGCAGGGAAAGCACAUCAAACAGCCUGGGAAGGAGCACAAAGUCUCCAGUUGUGUCACCAUCUGGAUUGUGGCCCCACUCCUCAGCAUCCAUGGAAAGACGCCACCAACCCUGCCAACUGUCUUACAACAACUCCCUGCCCUCUCUGCACUCACCCCGCCUCAACCCGGCCUCAAAGGUGUCUAAUCAAUCUGCUGUGACACUUCAAGCUACUCAUCCUCCAUUUUCCUCACACCAGCAGCUCAGUUUGUGCUCAGACGUGCAACAUGACUGUAGCGCAUCAAACGGCCUGUCACCCUGUAGCCAUCACCACCAGAAGGAUGUGCCUGCCAGUUUCCAGGCAAUCACAUUUUGUGACAAUGCGACUUAUUCUGCACAUCGACCGAGCAGCUUGGAUCAGUUAAAGGAGCAGCAGUGACUCUCAGUGAACUCUGCGGUUUGGGUGUUGCUGCUGAGUCGGAGCGUCCUGUCUGCAAACAUGGACAAAGUGUGAAUGCUCAGUUUAAUGAUGCUGCAGACCAAUCCAGACACGCUCUUAUGUGGUUUGAGCACAUUCAUUUGAGUAUGUGUGGACAUUCUCUGUACACACAUGUGCUGUAUAUAUAGAUGGUGAUAAAAGGUGAGAUAAAAUGAGUGAAAAUAUGGUUUGAAACAGCCACAAAGACUUAAUUCAUGUUGCUUUAUGUUUUAAAUGUUACACUUUCUUACUCUUUCCACUGAAAAUUGCUCAUUGGAUAUUUUUGUAAUGGAAAUUUUUCACAAAGGACUGAUUCCACUUUAUUCCCCUGGAGAAUGAAAAUGUCCUCACUUAACUCUAUCCUCAUAAUCACUGAGUGAUUCUAACUUCCAGUCUUACUCUGAUGUCUGAAUCCAUCUGUGCAUUCCCUACAGAUUAGCAAAUAGCUGUGUUUUCCGUUUGGUGGACUAUUUCAACCCAGCUAUUGUGAGUGUUAUCUGGACUAAACACAUUUGCAAACCCACACAAAGUACAUGUCUAAAGCAAGGAGAAAGAGGAAAAAGGGAACAAAGAUCAAAUUGAGGUGCUCAUCUGUCAUUGUCACUUUGAAUGUAAAUAAUCUUGUGUGGGAUCAAGUUCGUAAAACUUGUUGUGUCCUGAUACUCACAUAGAAUUAAAGGAAAAGCUGUUCAGAUAUUUGCCAUUGUGUUUCUUUUUUUUAGUUCCUAUAUGUUUCUUUUUUGUUGAAGCCUGAAAUUUGUGUUUCCUAAUCAUAAAUGCGUUACUAAACAACCAUUCUGUGUCUGUCAUCAAUCUGCCUCUCCGUGGUUUUGUAGCUGUCUUUGCAACUAUAAAUAUUACCCGUCAUUUCAAAUAAACACUGG
Messenger RNA from Melanotaenia boesemani (Boeseman's rainbowfish), 3204 nucleotides. It is a transcript of the gene arhgef25b, whose product is annotated as Rho guanine nucleotide exchange factor (GEF) 25b. NCBI's taxonomy places the organism in Eukaryota, Metazoa, Chordata, Actinopteri, Atheriniformes, Melanotaeniidae. Gene Ontology annotation, cellular component: plasma membrane; cytoplasm. The record is from RefSeq and is a predicted model, not a curated record. Gene Ontology annotation, biological process: axon guidance. The coding region runs from base 266 to 2281 and encodes 671 amino acids. The transcript has 16 exons. Gene Ontology annotation, molecular function: guanyl-nucleotide exchange factor activity.